GAGCUUUCGGACAGUGCCAAACCAGAGAAUAUCAGAAUGAGGCAAGAGUGCGGUCCGGUGAUGCUGGCAGGUCGAGCCACGUGGGUCCUAGGUAGGUCACUCGGUCAACUUGGGGAUCCGAUAUGAAAAGAAUCGGCUGCCACUUUGUGGGCCCCGCGAUCUACCCUCCUCCGCCUCGACCGCCUGCCAAGGAAACUUUUUAGCCGUCCGAUUCUCCCCCCCAUUUCUCUCUGCAGCAUUAUUAUGGGCGUGUCUAUGAUUUCACAUUUAUAGCUCUGCAGAUUUCGCGGGGUAUUCCUCCCCUCCCACUUCUGCACUGUGCGUAAAUCUCUCCAUCACUUAGGAAGAUCCCCUUGUCUUCUCCGGCAUCCAAGAAACCGCCUUUGAUUAUGUUCCCAGAAGAUUCCUCGCCCUAAAUCUCACUCUCCUUCCUGCAUUUCUUUGCGUUUGGUGUGACACAAAUUGAGGAAUUUUCUGAUUAUUCAGCCAUGUUCAGUUAGAAACUGUUUGAAAAGAUGGUGUAUGUAGCAGAAUCAAGCAGGGGAGCUUCACGGCAACACCAGAUCUCAAAUGUUGGGGGAGAAAAGAUCAGAUUACCCAAAGUCAUCAAUGGAAGUCAGAAGUUUGAAGAAAUGCCGAACCGUGCAAUGGACAAGAAUAUGAUCCGGCCAAAGCCUUCUGAGUGUUACCAAAAAUAUCAGAUGGGUAACAGAGACGAGGAGCUUGUGAAGCACAUGUCAAAUUUGCCUAAAUAUCUGCAGAAAGCAGAAGUGGAGAAAAGUGUCCAGUCAAAAGCUUUGAAUUUUGGAGUUAUUGACUGGAACCAUCUAGAAAAAUGGAAAUACAGUGACCGUAUGCCGGCUAAACCUUAUGGUUCUUCAUCUCCUCAACAAAAACACAUCCGGCUGCCACUUUCUCAUGAACAACAGCUGUCGGGACCUUUGAAGCACCCUAAAAGAAUGCCAAUGCCUGGUCAAGAGUUUUUGUCAGGCCCAAUUAACCCAAAACCAGUAACUUCUCGAAGGAGCUCUUCAGAAAGCAACAUUGACAAAGUCAUGAAGGUUUCUGUUGAUAAAACUAAACCAGUGAAAGAUGAUUUGUUCCCCGAGCAGUUCAAGAAUGACAGAAGAAAUGAUCAAGAUGGAAGAAAUAAGGUGAAUCCUGCUCCUGAGCCGCAAAAUAUUGUUAUUCUAAUACCAAAGGCAAAACACUCACCUAAAAGGAAUUUCUCGGAGACUUCUCAGAUUGCAGAAUCCAUAACAAUAUCCCAAGGGGACUCAUCAGAACUAGAUAAGACUCAUAAGAGAAGUUCUUCUCACGAAUUUUCCUCAAGAGAACAAUGUCCUAUUUCUCCUUGUCAAUAUGGCCAGAACACGCAUAAAUCUAACACUCAUGACGUAAAUUCAGAUUUAGUCACAAACCAUCAUCCAGGUGAGACUCAAGCUAAAACUUUAAGAGAUAAACAGACCAGUUUGGAGUCCAUCAAAUCAGCUGAUAAGGUCAGAUGUCCAUCACCCACUAGACAGUUUAGCUUGAAUCUUGGAAUGAUGAGUAGAAGUUUAAGUUUUAAAGAGACCACCCCUACAGUUCCACGAAUGCAUGACUCGCAUGCUAUUCCCAAGUCCGGUCCAGUAACUUAUGGAGUAGAAAAGUCAAAAGCUGGUGGGAAAGGGAGAUCAUCAAGUCCUUUGAGGAGAUUGUUAGACCCACUUCUCCUUAGACCCAGCAAGGGAAUAACCCAUGUAGAGAAGAUGGAACCGAACCCCACGAAUACAAACAAACACCCAUCGUCUCACGGGGCGCUUCUUCAGCUCAGCAUAAAGGAUGGUCUCCCGUUCUUGAAAUUUGUUGUUGAUGGAAGCAAUGACAUUUUAGUCACUGCUGUCAAACAAUUACCCAAACAUGGAAAUGCUGACGGUUAUUAUGUUUAUUCUAUCUAUACGGUCUCCGAGAUUAAAAAGAAAAACGGAGGUUGGAUGGGGCAUGGAUCAAAGAGCGGUGGGAAAUGCAGUGAAUUUGGAUAUAACAUGAUUGGUCUUGCGAAGGUUUCCAGUUCUUGUGUCUUCAAAUCAGGCAAGAGAGAAUCUGUGGUUUAUAGCGUGAAUCUUGGACAGGUGGACGAAAAGAAAACAACACCUGCAUUUCUUCCGGACAGGGAGAUUGCAGCCAUUAUGGUUCCGGAUUCUGGUAAGGUUGUUGUGGUACGGCCGGCUGGUGUUCAUGGGAUGCCGGAAAAAGGGGCUCCGUCAUCACUGGCUGAAAGAUGGAAAUCUGGUGGGUCAUGUGAUUGUGGAGGGUGGGAUGUUGGUUGCAAGUUACAAGUUCUCACUCAAGAAGAGAAAGACAGUACUAACCUUGCACUGUUCGUCCAGGAGGGAAAACAUGAGAGGAAACUGGUCUUUAGCUUGGCAAAUUUGAGGAACGGGCUUUAUUCAGUUCAAUUUGACAAAUCUGUCCCUUUGCUAGAAGCAUUUUCCAUAUGUGUAGCCAUCCUAAUGAGCCAGAAAAAGGUGUGCAGCAUGUUUGAGGUAAAGGAACCUUCAGUUUCCUCUGAUGGUGUGCGGCAAACUGAUACGACGAAGGUUGUCCCAGGGGGGCAGGGAUCUGCAAGAUAUGUGCCAUCUCCACCACCUUCCCCGGUUGCACGGAUCUAGUCUUUUGUUUUCUUGCUUUAAGAAAUGUAAAGCUCUUAGUAAUGCUUUUUCCUAGUGUAAUGGAAGUUUGUUCAACCGCUGCUUCUGCUAGUAUAGAACCUUGAAACAUGAAAGCUAACGUUAAACAAGUAGUUUCUGAGGGCAUUUUGACAUUUUGUACGUAUCAAGUAGAAGAGUUUUCCUGAAAACUUCUGGUCUUAAAAAGGCACAAUUGAUCAAGUUAUAUAGUACUCCAUAGUAAAUAUAGUGAUUGUGAUUGGGAGUAUUUCAUUUCAUUCUAUCAAAUUUGAUAAAGUUUGUGCGGUUCUAAA
Cuscuta epithymum is the source of this 2965-nucleotide messenger RNA. Lineage: Eukaryota; Viridiplantae; Streptophyta; Magnoliopsida; Solanales; Convolvulaceae. The record is from the annotation of a GenBank genome assembly.